Messenger RNA from Symbiodinium pilosum, 205 nucleotides. The record is from the annotation of a GenBank genome assembly. NCBI's taxonomy places the organism in Eukaryota, Dinophyceae, Suessiales, Symbiodiniaceae.
AUGUAUGAUAGGCAGAAGCGCCUGCUGUGUUCCAUUGAUGCAGCCCCUGGCGAGCUGUUUGCCUCAAUUCGCGAGCAGUACAGUGGAGGGGCCGAGGACACACCGAACGAGCGCAGUGCAUCUGUACGCAUGCCAACUCAUGGGGGCUCCAGUGGCAAACACGUGGCGCAGUUUCGCUUGCCACAGGCGGUCCGAUACACGGACA